Thlaspi arvense is the source of this 1478-nucleotide messenger RNA. NCBI's taxonomy places the organism in Eukaryota, Viridiplantae, Streptophyta, Magnoliopsida, Brassicales, Brassicaceae. The record is from the annotation of a GenBank genome assembly.
CUUUGGAUCAUAGUUUUGGAAAUUGGGAGUCAAAGAAAACAUUAGAGCAGGCAUUGGUUGUGGAAUCAGCUUCCAAUAUUUUACAUUUUAGCCCAAUUGUGUAGGCCCAAAAAAGUUAGCAAAAGACCCAUAAAUUGAAUUGCUCGGGCGGAUAAGGGGAUUACAGUUUGCUACGGAGGUCUAAAACGCUGAAGCCGAUAAGGCUCUUUACUCUGCAAGUGCAAACAUGGCGACGAGCUCUCAUCUUCUUCCUCAGGCAUUGCAUAUGAUACCGAGAAUCCCUUCUUUCUCGUCGAAGAAUUUAGGGGUUUCUGCAUUUCUACCUCGAGCCUCAUCAGUGAACUCUCGGAUAUCUGUUAAUAGGGUAUUUAUGAAUCAUUCGAGCUCGAAUUUUGGCUUCGCGAUCGAUUCCAGGAAGAAAAGGGAGUUUAUCGUUAAAGCCGAAGAGAGCACUGAAGGCGAAACUGAGGCAGUUGUGGAGAAUGUUGCUGAAACCGAAGAGGAAGUAGAAGCCACUGAGGCGGUGGAAGCUAAGCCUCAGUGGAAGCCGAGGAUCAAGCUCGGAGAUGUCAUGGGAAUACUGAACCAGAAAGCAAUCGAGGUUUCAGAGAAAGUAAGACCGGUUCCAGAAAUUAGAACAGGGGACAUUGUUGAAAUCAAACUGGAAGUUCCUGAGAACAGACGUAGGCUGUCCAUAUACAAAGGUAUAGUGAUGUCUAGACAAAAUGCAGGCAUCCACACUACUAUUCGCAUCCGGAGAAUCAUUGCAGGCAUUGGCGUUGAAAUCGUCUUUCCUAUAUACUCUCCUAACAUUAAAGAGAUCAAAGUGGUUAAUCACAGGAAAGUGAGAAGAGCAAGACUUUACUAUCUGAGGGACAAACUUCCUCGUCUCUCUACUUUUAAAUGAAUACAAAACCCAACACAGUCAUGUGUUUUGUUCAACCUCCAAAGGUAGCUAAUCUCUCCUUUUACAUACUCUCUCUGUCUCUUUCUUCAUGUAAUAAUUGUUUGUUUGUCUUUUGGAUUACAUUUCUUUUCUUGUAAUUUACAGUGACAGUAAUUUUAUAAAAGUAAAUCAAAAUGUUAUGUGAAACCACCCCUCUUGAUGUUUUGACUCCUUUAUUGUACAUUGGCAGCAUUAUCUUUGUACUCCGAACGUGAACGUAAGUCAAAAUGCAAAAGAAAAAACAAUCAUUUUCUCGGACAUUGUUAGUUGCCAAUUUGUAAAUUUGAGUUUUUUAAAAUGCUAGUUGGCAAAUAUUUCUCUCUUUAAAACCGUUUGAAUCAUAUUGAGAAAUUUAAACUAAUAGUAACAUUUUGAUUGAUAUGUUACUACUAAUUUCUGGUUCACAUUGAAUAUCAAUGAUCACAGUGACUGUUAUAAUUCAAAUUUCAAGCGUAACCAUUCAAACUUUGAGAUUCUACUUUGGUCUUAUUGAAUCAAUGACUUUCCAUCUAAAGCAGACAAACGAAUAUCC